UAUUUCCCAUCUGUUUCCAAAAAAUCAAUUCUCCUCCUCCUCCUCCUCCUCCUCCAGAUCUGUCUCGAAGACCGUUUCCCUGAGAGCCAUGGAGAAACCGUACGGAUACGCGAGCGUGAGCAUGAGCGGCGUAGAUCGCUCCGCCGGGAAGGAUAUCGACUUGGAGAUGGGAGGCGGAGAGGCGACGCUUUACCCAGGGCUAAGCUACGGCGAGAAUCAGCUCCGUUGGGGAUUCGUCCGCAAGGUCUACGGGAUUCUCUCCGCCCAGCUCCUCCUAACCACGCUUAUCUCCGCCGUCGUCGUCCUCAAUCCUCCGGUCAACGAUCUCCUUACCGGAUCUCCCGGACUCCUCCUCUUCCUCUGCAUCAUCCCUUUCGUCUUGAUCUGGCCUCUGCACGUUUACCACCAGAAGCAUCCUGUUAACCUCAUCCUCCUUGCCCUCUUCACUAUCUCAUUGAGCUUCACCGUUGGCGUCAGCUGUGCUAUGACUGAAGGAAGAAUCGUCCUUGAAGCCUUGAUAUUGACAUUCUCCGUGGUCGGAUCUCUAACCGCAUACACUUUCUGGGCUGCAAAGAAAGGAAAAGACUUCAGCUUCCUUGGACCCAUUCUCUUCACCAGCCUCAUCAUUCUUGUGGUGACCAGCUUCAUGCAGAUGUUCUUCCCGCUUGGCCCAACCUCUGUUGCUAUAUAUGGAGGAAUCAGCGCGCUUGUGUUCUGCGGGUACAUAGUCUAUGAUACCGACAAUCUCAUCAAGCGUUUCACGUAUGAUGAAUACAUCCUUGCAUCGGUGGCUCUCUACUUGGAUAUCCUUAAUCUCUUCUUGACCAUUUUGCGUAUUCUGAGGCAAGGUGACAACUAAAGAAGCCAUAUAAAAUGAAACCUCAGUGAUGGGAUUUUAUAAACCCAAGGCCUCUAUGUGAUUUACAUUUGUGUGUAUAUCUGACUUUAUGUUUCGAGUUUUUUUUACUAUAUGCUGCUAUGUGGUUAAACGUUUGGUAAAACAAAGUCAAGCGAAGUGAAAAUUUCAAUGUUAAAUAAAUUUGGUAAAACA
This is a messenger RNA of Raphanus sativus (radish), 1051 nucleotides long. RefSeq names its product BI1-like protein. The transcript is spliced from 4 exons. The record is from RefSeq and is a predicted model, not a curated record. NCBI's taxonomy places the organism in Eukaryota, Viridiplantae, Streptophyta, Magnoliopsida, Brassicales, Brassicaceae. Bases 89 to 859 code for a protein of 256 amino acids. Gene Ontology annotation, cellular component: membrane.